Ruditapes philippinarum (Manila clam) is the source of this 1444-nucleotide messenger RNA. RefSeq names its product papilin-like. The record is from RefSeq and is a predicted model, not a curated record. Lineage: Eukaryota; Metazoa; Mollusca; Bivalvia; Venerida; Veneridae. Gene Ontology annotation, cellular component: extracellular region. The transcript has 6 exons. Gene Ontology annotation, biological process: negative regulation of peptidase activity. Bases 608 to 1444 code for a protein of 278 amino acids. Gene Ontology annotation, molecular function: protein binding; serine-type endopeptidase inhibitor activity.
CUUCCUUUAUAUAGUCCAUGCUUUGGUAAUUGUGAUGUAUUUACUUACUUCAUAUAGUCGUUAUAUAGUAUCUCAUAAUUCUAGUAUAUGGUGAACACUAUAUUAUAUAUUCUUUCAUAUUCUCGUUCCAUAUCUUUGUCUGAAAGCAAAUGAUAAACACCAAACAUGUGAUUAAAGCGAAGUGGCUCGUACUCAACACAUGUGAUAACCAACAAGAACAAAACACAUAUAAACUGAAGACAGUUUAUACCCACCAAACAGGUAGAAAUAAAAUCAAAAAAGGUGAUGAACACAAAAAAUAACCCAUUUCAAGUAAUAAACCUAGUUCAGGUGAUAAACUGAGAGCAGGUGAUAAAUGCAGACCCUUAUGUAUGUGAUAAACAAAAAAGCAUAAAAUUGAUACAGGAUUUAUUGGUUUUCUGACAUUUUCACAGGUCCGGCUGUAGUAAAGUCUGGGGAUUGCCCAGCAAGGACAGACAAGGAGGGUUUACUUGGUGCUUGUGCCCCAACUUGCCGAGAUGAUUCAAGCUGUUCAGGGAACCAGAAAUGUUGCUAUCAUGGCUGUGGUCUACGAUGUGUCGACCCAGUUGCUGAGGAGCCAUACCAAAUGAAUGCACCUGAAAAUGUCCGGGGGUUCACUUUAUCAAGUACGACAAUCAUCGUCACAUGGAAAGCUCCUUCCUUGGGACCUGACCAGCGUAUCAGAGAUAAUAGAUACUACACUAUCCGUUACUUUAGUUACGGCUCUGGACAAAACUCAUAUAAAAACACUACAGAUUUAAGAGGGUAUCUGGACGGACUCAGACCUGGCACAGAAUACCAUUUUGCUGUGCGUGUCAAUGAUCCGCCAUACCUGAGUGAGUGGAGCGACUUUGCUAGAAACACAACCACACAACUUGUUGUUGCGAAAACCGGCGAAUGUCCGGUGAUUGACUCGGACACGUUCGGAAUCUGUCAGGAGGAAUGUCAGAAUGAUGCUGAUUGUACCGGAGUUCAGAAAUGUUGUAAUAAUGGAUGUGGAUAUGGAUGCGUUUACCCCCUAGGGUACGAUGUGUGUAGCCUACCAAAGGAUGCAGGAAGUUGUUCAGACUGGGAGGUUCGUUGGUUCUUUAACACGGAGUUACAGAGAUGUGAUCGUUUCUGGUACGGAGGCUGUAAUGAGGGAAAUGGUAACAAUUUCUUGAAUGAUAAAGAAUGUCAGAGACAAUGUACAGAAACACAAAUCACAACACCACCUUCACAGACAGACAGGCCACCAUAUGAUUGCAGACGUUCAGUUUAUCAGUGUUGUUUAGAUGGUUACACAUCACGACGAGAUUCACAAGGAACUAAUUGUCCAGAAUAUGACAGAAAACCAGAAGGUGAAACAGUCGCCAUUCCAGGACAGAGUGUCACAUUGUCAUGUCGCUUUGGUAAUAAUGUCACAUGGUUUAGAGAAGGGUAA